CUACACAGUCUGAGUAUCUAAUGUGUAUUAGUGUAUUGCAGAAUUAUCAUUAGCAAGAAGUUGUGCAACUGCAGCUCUUGACUUGAUACCCGAGGAAUACGGUUCAAUAUUCUUGGAUACAGAAUCAUUUGGUACAGAUGGCUGUCUCUUGCCCUACACAAGCUUUGACGGAAUCGUUCACCCCGGAAUUUGAUAUGGAUAAUAUUUCCUUGUAUGAACCAUGUGACGUUAAAUUGGAGAAAGUGUCUGAGUAUGUGAUGGCUGAAUCGGACGUGUCCAGCAUCAGCAACAAAACAUUUAUGGAUUUAACGGAUUCCUUUGAAGGUUUCAAACAAGAAUGUGCCUACUCUUUUGAAGACAAGAACAUGAAGAGUUGGACAGAGAAACACCCAGAGCACUGGAGUAAUAACGAGGUGUUGGACUGGAUCUAUUUUGUGGCUGCUGAAAAUCACCUGGACGUCGCUAGACUUAGAGGAGAGAACUUCCAGACAAUUACAGGACAGAAACUUUGUCAAAUGUCUCAACAGGAUUUUAUUGAAAGAGAUCCCGAAUAUGGCUGCUAUUACUACCAACUUUUCCGACAAAUAUUUAAUGAAGCCAAAUUCACGCCCCCGGCCUCUGUCGACCCGACUUGUAGUGACAGCAGUAGCUUAAAUUUCCCCAGGGAAGUGUUUAACUUUCAACAAACCAUACCUGAUAUUGAAGGCGUCAGCGAUGCUCAAACGAGUGAGAUGCUCGAUAACAACCUGGAUACCAUGCUGGAAAUCCAAGACGGUGUCCCUAAAGUAAAGAUCGCAGGUGCCUGGUAUGACUUUGAUGAUGAUAUGGACAUCCAAAUGGAUCGGACAGAUCAGGGCUACAUUAGUGGAGAGGCGGAAAGUGAAUGCGAUUCCCGGCUCCCAUCUCAGUUGUUCUCUGACGAAGAGGCUGACGUUGUAGUGAAGAAAGAACCAAAGAAGAAAGCACCAUCACGUCGAUCUCACGGCAGCACGUCUUCCAGUGACGGCGGCUUUGAAAGUGAGGAUGGAAAAUCCAACCGGGGCAGAAAGCAUGGGCAAUGCUCGAAAGGAAAUCACUUGUGGGAAUUUAUCCGUGACUUAUUGAAGGACCCUCAGCUUAACCCAAGUCUUCUCAAAUGGGAGGACAAAGAAGCCGGAGUAUUCCGAUUCGUCCAAUCAGAGGCUGUGGCCCAGAUGUGGGGAAGAAAGAAAAGUAACCCCGGGAUGACAUACGAGAAACUCAGCCGAGCAAUGAGGUUUUGCAGAUCUGCAGAUUAUUUUGCUGGUGUACCCAAAAAUGGGAAAUUCCCGAAGAAAUUGUGUUUCCGGUUCGGCCCCAAAGCUUUCGGUUGGAAAGCAGUGUAGACUGGAAUCACUUAGGUAUUAUUACAAACGAGGCAUACUCGAUCGAGUUGAUGGUCGAAGACUCGUGUACAAGUUCGGAUCCAAUUCCCAUGGUUGGAAGGAGUGAGGUCACUCACGUGGAACUUUCCAAUGUACUGCCCAUAGUACGGAAUCGAACUCAGCGACCAAGUCUGUCAAGAAUACUGGCCAUCCUAGCGAUGGAUCUCCACAGGACAGAGCAACUUUCAGGAUAACCUUGACAUGUUUAUCUGGCUGUUCAAAGUUACUCUUGUGAAACAGUAUUGAGGACAUUCCCGAGGGAAAUAAUCUCUAACGAUGGAACUUUCUAUGUAAUUCCGGUAUAAAUUCAAGGCAAUCAGUGUGUAAGUUUUAUAAGUGCGAUUAUUAUGUCGGAAUGGAGAGCUUAUCUGUGAUAUAGAUACAUUCAACCCAUCCUUACGUCAUUACUUUCUACAAACCUCGCCAAGGACAUCGCCGUUCUGGGGCAAGAAAUUCAUUUAGCAGAGGAGCUCUUACAAACUUGAUACAUCAACCGUGAUCUUAAUAAAUAUUGUUAUUCAUAUCUAAAACAGCACAAAGACUGUAUUAUCAAGCUUUAUAACAACACACUGGUCUGGUUGAAUGUUUGUACUUCUCUUUUGUAAGCGGUGAUUCAUUCUCAUAAUAUCACAUUCAUCAUACAGCAUUGAUCUGUUCAAACGUUAAAGCGGAAUUCAGAGGACAAAGUCUUUCAAUUCUAAGAUUUAGUCCCACAAAGGACAUAGUACAAGACAUAAUAGAUAUAGCGUUUGACCUGUAAAAAUGUACUGCAAUGUUGUACUUUACGAUCACGUUACUUAUUUAUUAGUAAUUUGUUAAAUGUUGUUAAAAUGUUAUACACUAUUAUAUUUUUGUAAGUUUAUAGAAAUAAAUA
Ylistrum balloti is the source of this 2277-nucleotide messenger RNA. RefSeq names its product ETS-related transcription factor Elf-5-like. The transcript is spliced from 10 exons. The record is from RefSeq and is a predicted model, not a curated record. NCBI's taxonomy places the organism in Eukaryota, Metazoa, Mollusca, Bivalvia, Pectinida, Pectinidae. The coding region runs from base 138 to 1364 and encodes 408 amino acids. Gene Ontology annotation, biological process: cell differentiation; regulation of transcription by RNA polymerase II. Gene Ontology annotation, molecular function: sequence-specific DNA binding; DNA-binding transcription factor activity, RNA polymerase II-specific. Gene Ontology annotation, cellular component: nucleus.